Conger conger (European conger) is the source of this 7466-nucleotide messenger RNA. RefSeq names its product plasma membrane calcium-transporting ATPase 3. The transcript has 22 exons. Lineage: Eukaryota; Metazoa; Chordata; Actinopteri; Anguilliformes; Congridae. Gene Ontology annotation, cellular component: intracellular membrane-bounded organelle; membrane. Gene Ontology annotation, molecular function: ATP hydrolysis activity; P-type calcium transporter activity; PDZ domain binding. Gene Ontology annotation, biological process: regulation of cytosolic calcium ion concentration; calcium ion transmembrane transport. The record is from RefSeq and is a predicted model, not a curated record. Bases 881 to 4768 code for a protein of 1295 amino acids.
CUCCCCGUAAAACAGCGCACAGCGAGCGAGGGGUCUCCAACAUGUAGAUCCAAAGCCUCGCAUCAGCCAAUGCUGUGGUGCCUUCCACCUAUUUAUUAAGAACAGCAACAAUAAACAACCAAAACAAUAACAACAAAUGCCGCUGGGUUUACACGUCUGUUCAUUAAUCGAAACAGUCAUUCUAAUAUGAUCUCUCCAUCGCUUGGUGUUUCCUCUGCAUAAGCGGAACUCAGCGCGGGCGACUGCACUAUUUUAGGGACCUGCAUUUUGAUCAACUACCAACAAACAACAGAUACCGUGCAAGGGACCCAUCAUCGUUGGAACAUCAAACUAUUCAAAUCCUGUUGUUUAUUUUAUUUUCAUUUCAGAUAAAUAGGCUACUGGAUUUUUUUCCUCACCACCCCGAUAACGUCCUUGGACCAUGGCCUGGUUCCAGUUGCCCACAAUGCACUGUUCAGAGCCCUGACCUCUGACCCCUCACUUCUCACCUCUUCCUCCCUGACCUGCCCCCUUUUCCCUCCUUCCAGUACACGGAUGUCAGCCGUUCUCCUUUUCUCUAUACCUCCCCCCUCCUCUGUCCGGCUAUCGAUGGAUUGGGACCACCCCCACACUUUUGUUUGAUGUGUGGGGGGGGGGGACAAGAGGAAGCAAAGUUGGAUGAACGGAGAAAAGAGAAAGGAGGAAAACUGGAGGAAACAACAAGAGAACGCAAACCCCAAAGAAACAGAGAGACGGUCUGACGACGGAGGGCGUGAAGUAAAUACAGAGAUUUUUAAAGAUUCUCCUUCCCCAUGUCCCCGAGAAAUGUAAGGAAAAAAAACAAAACAAAAAAAUAGUUGCUGAAAGAAAAUAAGCAGAGAAAGCGGGCGAGAAAUCCGCCAUGGGGGAUCUAACCAACAGCGCUGUGGAGUUCUGCCCCAAGAGCCAGAGGGGCGGGGGCCCGGCCGGCGCGGGGGCCGAGCCCAGCCAUGGGGCUGCGUUCGGGGUCUCUCUGGACGAGCUGCGGACACUCAUGGAGCUGCGCGGCGCUGAGGCCCUGCAGAAGAUCCAGGAGACGUACGGAGACACAGGGGGGCUCUGCCGAAACCUCAGGACCUCCGCCACGGAGGGUUUGUCUGAUAACCCAGCGGACCUGGAGAAGCGCAGGGAGGUGUUUGGGCAGAACUUCAUUCCCCCGAAGCAGCCCAAGACCUUCCUGCAACUGGUGUGGGAAGCCCUGCAGGAUGUCACCCUCAUCAUUCUGGAGAUCGCUGCUAUCAUCUCCCUGGGCCUGUCCUUCUACCAGCCUCCGGGGGAGGAGAGUGAAGGCUGUGGGCAAGGAUCCGGAGGGGCGGAGGACGAGGGUGAGGCGGAGGCGGGCUGGAUCGAGGGAGCAGCCAUCUUGCUGUCGGUGAUCUGCGUGGUGCUGGUGACAGCCUUCAACGACUGGAGCAAGGAGAAGCAGUUCCGCGGGCUGCAGAGCCGCAUUGAGCAGGAGCAGCGCUUCACCGUGGUGCGGAACGGCAGUGUCAUCCAGAUCCCCGUGGCCGAGAUGGUGGUGGGGGACCUGGCGCAGAUCAAAUACGGCGACCUCCUGCCAACAGAUGGCGUACUGCUCCAGGGAAAUGACCUGAAGAUUGACGAGAGCUCGCUGACCGGGGAGUCUGACCACGUGCGCAAGUCGGCGGAGAAAGACCCCAUGUUGCUGUCUGGCACUCAUGUGAUGGAGGGAUCCGGGAGGAUGCUGGUCACUGCUGUAGGAGUGAACUCUCAGACUGGAAUCAUCUUCACCCUACUGGGGGCCGGAGAGGGAGAGGAGGAGAAGAAGGAGAAGAAAGGAAAACAGCAGGAUGGGUCAGUGGAAAACAGCCAGAAUAAAGCCAAGAAGCAGGACGGGGCUGUUGCCAUGGAGAUGCAGCCGCUGAAGAGUGCAGAAGGUGGAGAGGUGGAAGAGAGAGAGAAGAAGAAAACAAAUGUGCCCAAAAAGGAGAAGUCGGUGCUGCAGGGCAAACUGACCAAGCUGGCUGUUCAGAUAGGGAAAGCAGGUCUGGUGAUGUCGGCCAUCACAGUGAUCAUCCUGGUGCUGUAUUUCGUGAUUGAGACCUUUGUGAUUGAAGGGCGUGUGUGGAUGACAGAGUGCACACCCGUGUAUGUGCAGUACUUUGUCAAGUUCUUCAUCAUCGGCGUCACCGUGCUGGUGGUGGCCGUGCCCGAGGGCCUCCCGCUGGCCGUCACCAUCUCCCUGGCCUACUCCGUAAAGAAAAUGAUGAAGGACAACAACCUGGUGAGACACCUGGAUGCCUGCGAGACCAUGGGCAACGCCACGGCCAUCUGCUCCGACAAGACGGGCACUCUGACCACCAACCGCAUGACGGUGGUGCAGACGUAUCUGGGCGACCAGCAUUUCCGCCAGCUGCCUGACGCCGGUCAGGUCAACCCAAAAAUUGUCGAGGUGCUCGUCAGCUCCAUCGCCGUCAACAGCGCCUACACCUCCAAGAUCAUGCCCCCGGAGAAGGAGGGUGGCUUGCCGAAGCAGGUGGGCAAUAAGACGGAGUGUUCCCUGUUGGGCUUCGUGCUGGACCUGGGGAGGGACUACGCCCCCGUCAGGGAGCAGAUCCCAGAGGAGAAGCUGUACAAGGUCUACACCUUCAACUCCGUGCGCAAGUCCAUGAGCACCGUGCUGCAGCUGCCCGACCACUCCUUCCGCCUCUACAGCAAGGGCGCUUCUGAGAUCCUGCUGAAGAAGUGCUCCUCCAUCUUGGCAGCAGGCGGCGAGCCUCGGAACUUCCGGCCCCGGGACCGAGAGGAGAUGGUGAAGAAGGUGAUCGAGCCCAUGGCAUGCGACGGCCUGAGGACCAUCUGCAUCGCGUACCGCGACCUGCCCGCCAGCCCUGAGCCUGACUGGGAGAACGAGGCUGACGUCGUCACCGACCUCAUCUGCAUCACCGUGGUGGGCAUAGAGGACCCCGUGCGUCCAGAGGUCCCGGAUGCCAUCCGGAAAUGCCAGCGGGCAGGUAUCACAGUGCGCAUGGUGACAGGGGACAACAUCAACACGGCCCGCGCCAUCGCAGCCAAGUGCGGCAUCAUACAGCCGGGAGACGACUUCCUGUGUCUGGAGGGGAAGGACUUCAACCGACGCAUCAGGAACGAGAAAGGAGAGAUCGAACAGGAGCAGAUCGAUAAGAUCUGGCCCAAACUGCGAGUCCUGGCUCGAUCCUCCCCGACAGACAAACAUACCCUGGUGAAAGGCAUCAUCGACAGCACCAUCGUGGAGCAGAGACAGGUGGUGGCAGUGACAGGAGACGGCACUAACGAUGGGCCGGCGCUGAAGAAGGCCGACGUUGGCUUUGCCAUGGGCAUCGCAGGCACAGAUGUAGCGAAGGAGGCGUCUGACAUCAUCCUGACGGACGACAACUUCAGCAGCAUCGUGAAGGCGGUGAUGUGGGGGAGGAACGUGUACGACAGCAUCUCCAAGUUCCUGCAGUUCCAGCUCACCGUCAACGUGGUGGCUGUGAUCGUGGCCUUCACUGGAGCCUGCAUCACCCAGGACUCUCCUCUGAAGGCAGUGCAGAUGCUCUGGGUGAACCUGAUCAUGGACACCUUCGCCUCUCUGGCUCUGGCCACGGAGCCGCCCACGGAGGCCCUGCUGCUGAGGAAGCCCUACGGCCGCAACAAUCCCCUCAUCUCCCUCACCAUGAUGAAGAACAUCCUGGGCCACGCCGUGUACCAGCUCAUCAUCAUCUUCACGCUGCUGUUCGUGGGGGAGAAGAUCUUCGACAUUGACUGUGGGCGCAAUGCCCCUCUCCACUCCCCGCCCUCAGAGCACUAUACCAUCAUCUUCAACACCUUCGUCCUCAUGCAACUCUUCAACGAGAUCAAUGCCCGCAAGAUCCACGGCGAACGCAACGUCUUCGACGGAAUCUUCGCCAACCCCAUCUUCUGUUCCAUCGUGCUGGGGACACUUAUUGUGCAGAUUGUGAUUGUCCAGUGGGGGGGGAAGCCGUUCAGCUGUGCCCCCCUCAGUGUGGAGCAGUGGCUCUGGUGUUUGUUUGUGGCUGUGGGAGAGCUGCUGUGGGGACAGGUGAUCUCCACAGUACCUACCAGCCACCUGAAAUGCCUGAAGGAGGCGGGGCAUGGGCCGGGACCAGACGUGAUGACGGACGAGGAGCUGGCAGAAGACGAGGAGGAGAUCGACCACGCUGAGAGAGAGCUGCGCCGUGGCCAGAUCCUCUGGUUCAGGGGCCUCAACCGCAUCCAGACGCAGAUGGAGGUAGUGAGUACCUUCAAGAGAAGCGGUUCGUUUCAGGGAGCAGUCCGCCGCCGCUCCUCGCUUCUCAGCCAGAUCCAUGACGUAACCAAUAUUUCCACCCCCACUCACAUGCGGGUGGUGAAGGCCUUCCGUAGCUCCCUGUACGAUGGUAUGGAGAAGCCUGAAUCCCGGAACUCCAUCCACGACUUCAUGGCCUACCCCGAGUUUCUCAUCAAUGACAUCAUUCACAACAUCCCCCUGAUCGACGAUACCGAUGUGGACGAGGAAUCAGAACUGUCCAAGCACAACCACAUCCACCUGGCCCUCCGCCACCCCCCCAACCCCCCGCCCCCGGCCCAACAGCCCCCCCAACGCACCCGGCCCCCCCCCCGCCCAUACCGCCAGUACAGCCUCCCGCUGACCCCCAACCGCAACAACAACGCCAUCGACAGCGGCGUGUUCCUCACCCCCACAGACACCGCCAAGUCCUCCUCCACUAGUCCUGGCACCCCGGUGCACAGUCUGGAGACCUCUCUAUAACUGCGCAACACUGCGUAUGCACAGUCUGGAGACCUCUCUAUAACUGCGCAACACUGCGUAUGCACAGUCUGGAGAGCUCCCCCUGACCGUGCAUACACAGAGUACAUAACUGUGCGUACGUAGAAUAGAGAACUCUCCAUAACUGCACAUACACAGAGCAGGAGCCCUUCUGCAAAGGACAUUACAUCCCAUGGACACCUUGAACUGCGAUAACACCAUUUUGAGGCAGCCAUCUUAUGUAUGAGUGCACAGCUUGGAGACCUCUAUCAGUGUAAGCACAAGGCACAUAGGGAUCCCUCUAUAACUGUGAUUACACCAAGCGGAGAUCUCUCUUUAGCUGCAAUGCCACAUGAGAAAUGCUCUCUAACCGGAGAGUUCUCUGUAACUUUGGGGAGAGGGGGAGGGGGGUUAACGUGGGGGAGGAGCACAAGGACCUGGACGUACCGGAUGAUGAAAUGGAGAGGGAAACGGACGGGUGGACAGAGAGCUGAAGAUGAAGGAAGGAACUGCUCCAGUCCCCCCCCCACCUUUACCACCAUUCUACUGCCCUCCCUGUAGCUCCUACAGCCGCAUGGCCAUACAAACACCCCCCCCCCCCCCCCCUCCAGCUCCCUCGCCCACUAUGAGACUGCUCUGGCCUUUGAUGGGGACUUCAUUUGUCACGGUGAACUUUUGGGUGAGCAAAACAGCAGUGUUUAAAGAAAAAACUGGAAUGGACUAGAAUUGGACUGGAUUCGGGACUUCUGACUUCAAUAAUGACAGACAUGGUAGAUAUAAUGGGGUCAAUUCAUUCAGCUAUUUAUUGAUAUUAUUAUUCAUAUUAUUAUUAUUCUCGUUGUUGUUCAGAUUAUUAUUAUGGUUAUUCCUGCUAUAUUUACUGCGACAACUAUAACUAUAUUGCAGUUACCAAUGCUUUAAGGAUAAGCUUAAUCUGUCCACUUUUUUCAUUUCUGAAUGUUUUUUCCAUUAUUCCUGGUAUUUCUGUUUCCAUAUCCUCUAUCUCUCCCUCUCUCUCACUCUCUCUCUCCCUUGCUCUCUCUCUCUCUGUGUUUGUCUUUGUGUAUGUCCAGAAAAACAGACAAAAAGAAACAAAAAAAGACAUUAAAAAACAAACAAGGAAACAAUAAAAUUAAAUAUAAUAGUAAUAAUAUAGUGUGUCAGCUAAAACCAAUUUUAUUUAAAAAAGAAAAGAGAUUAAACCGACAUCAGCGUUCAGCUUUAGUCAGGCUUUUCCAUCUCAUUGACUGAGUAAUCAUUUGUUUUUACCUCGUUAGUUUGGUCAGAAAAAACUUAAUGCAGUAAUCACAUAGAACAGGGUUACUUUUAUUGUCAUUCAUAAAUAUUAAUUGAAGUGUCGAUACUAUGUCUAAAAAAUGUACAUGUAAUUUAAUUUGUAUUUAUUUAUUUAUUUAUUUAUUUAUUUAUUUAUUUAUUUAUUUAUUUAUUUAUUUAUUUAUUUAUAAACCUGGAAAAAGGCUUAAACAAUGUAAGCAACUUGUCCCUGUCAAUCACUGUGUACAACUCAAAUGUAUAAAAGCCAGUGCUUUGCCCUUUUACCAUGGAUACAAUCAUGAACCAUGGUCUCUGCAAGUUUACUGCAGUUUACACAGAACCAAACCUUUUAAUGAAGAGAAGCCUCAAAGACGCAGGCUGAUGGAGUUUUGUUCUGUUUUUCAAAGAUGGUAUGAGCUUUUCUGUGUUUUUCUUCAGCAUGUGCUCACAUUCCCAAACUUCCCAGAUGUUUGAACUUGUGUUCUUACCUGUAACAAGCCACCACCCAACAUCAGGAGAAAAAAGCAGGAGUGUUGGGAAAGGCUCUUGGCUGUAACUGCGGCCAACGUACACUUAUCACUGCAUUACAGGACUACUACCCAUACAAUCAUGCUACAAUCUGCCAUGUGAAAUAGACUUUAAAUGUACAUAUAACAUAUGCUCUCUCUUUGUCUGUUGUAAAAUACUUCCCCUGGUUUUAUGGUGAGUUCCUGUAAAUCUAGACAUUGAAGGAGAAUAAUUCAGGUCCUGGCUGGAUUUAUUAUAAUGCUGCACUAUUUAAUGCGAAGCGAAGCAUGCGUUUAUUAACAUUCGGCUCCAUGAUAGCAUUGCUUGACAUACCCUUGUCUACGGAUAGUUCGGUGUCACUUUCUCUCUCUUAACAUAAGCAGUAGAGAUUUUAUCCCCCACAUAUUAGCACUGUGUAUUGUAUUGUUGUAUGUCAAUGUUUCUGUCACCAUCAUAUCCACUUCCAGAGCUUGUAUUAUCCCCUCUACAGGGCCUCCAACCCCUGGAGUACUGCUAUAGCCACCUCACCACGCCCCUGUAGAGCAUUCGGUCUAUAACCACCUAAGCACAGUGCCCUUACUUUCAGUCGCUGGCUCAAUCAAGUGUUUCAUUUUGUUAAGCGUACACAACGUUUCAAGAUCAUUUCUGCAACUGCUGAAUGUGUCAGCAUAAAAGAUAAAAAAACAAUGACACCUGCUUAAAGUUAGGGACUCUGCAUGCAUGGUGGUUAGACUGAAUGCCCCUUCCCCUCAGUUUGAUAUUUUCACAGGAAAAUGUUUUGUGUGUUUCAAGACUAUAAUCCUCAUAUGCGUAAACAAUGCAGACAAUCCUGUUACUGAUUGAUUUGUGAAAUGUUGCUUUCACACAUAUUUCACUUAUUUCAGCAGACACAUUUGAAUAAAGGCUGAUACUGAAUCCA